This is a messenger RNA of Symbiodinium sp. CCMP2592, 5460 nucleotides long. Lineage: Eukaryota; Dinophyceae; Suessiales; Symbiodiniaceae. The record is from the annotation of a GenBank genome assembly.
AUGGCACCGCAACAAUCAAACAAUCCGAUCCGUAUCGCGAUCCCGAAGGGUCGUAUGUAUGAUGGCGUCACCAAGCUGAUGAGCGAAGCGGGGAUCUCGCUGCGCACCAGUUCUCGAGACUAUCGACCCAGCAUCUCUCUGGAUGGAUUCGAUGUCAAAAUAUUGAAGCCAAGGGCGAUCAUCGAGAUGCUCGAUGUAGGUUCACGAGAUCUCGGCUUUGCCGGAGCCGACUGGGUCUGUGAAGAUGACGCUGAUCUGGUCGAACUGCUUGAUACAGAACUUGAUCGUGUCCGACUCGUCGCCGCGAUCCCGGCUGAGAGCGAUGAGAAUGACCUCCUCAAUCGUGAUGGUGCCUUGAUUGCAUCGGAGUACUCCAAUAUCACAAAGAAAUGGAUUAAACAGAUUGGAUUCAAUGCUCGACUCUUGCGUAGUUAUGGCGCAACCGAAGUACUCCCUCCCGAAGACGCCGACUGCAUAAUCGACAACACGGCAACGGGAUCAACGCUGAGCGCAAACAAUCUUCGGAUUAUCGAUGAGCUCAUGGUUUCUACAACACGAAUCUACGCCUCCAAACAGGCUAUGGAUGAUGGUCGAAAGCGUGAAUACAUCGAACGAUUCGUGCUCCUCGUCAGAUCUGUUCUGGAAGCACGCAAGCGUGUCAUGGUUGAACUGAAUGUAUCCGCAAAGGACCUUCAAUCAGUCAUUCAUGGUCUACCUUGCAUGCGUCAACCCACUGUGGCACCGAUGCACGAUAGUGAUGGGUUCGCCGUCAAGGUAGCGGUACGCCGUGAAGAGCUCACAUCACUGAUCCCUUACAUCAAAGCGCGAGGCGGGACUGACAUCAUUGUCUCACAGCUAGGCGAUUCUGUUCAACUGAAACUUGACAGUAAUGAGGGAGCUCCGGUUGAUGAGUCGUUGAUCAGCAUCCUUGGGAUGAUCGAUGCGCCUGAACUAACACGGUACCCAGACACUUCUAGUUUGGAACUGGAUAUCGCUGAACGAUUCGGGAUUGAUCAAUCUUCGGUGAUUGUUACCAAUGGCGGCGAUGACGCGAUCGACCGGACUUGUCGAGCCGUACUCAAUCCUGGCGACACCAUGAUCACGCAUACUCCCAACUUUGAGAUGAUUGCACGCUCAGCAAUAUUGGCCGGUGCGUCUGUUGAAUCGAUCGGCUGGCUUGAUGGCGAGUUUCCAACGAAAGAGUUUCUGUGUGCAAUCGAUGAAAGUACCAGAUUGAUCACACUGGUUUCCCCUUGCAAUCCAACUGGGAAAACAAUCAAUGCUGAAGCCAUUAUGGUGAUCGCCGCGAAAGCCCAAAGCGUCGGCGCGGUUGUCAUGCUCGACCAGGCGUAUGUUGAGUUUGCAGACGAGGAUCCGCUCAGCCAAGUCAUCGACUUACCGAAUCUGAUCAUCAUUCGGACCAUGUCGAAGGCGAUGGGGCUCGCUGGAAUUCGAGUGGGGUAUGCGAUAGGUCCAACCGAACUGAUCCGUUGGCUCAGAACGGUGGGCAGCCCAUUCCCGGUCUCGAUACUCUCCAUAGCCGUUGCACAAGUGGCAAACAAACGCGUGGGUGCUCGAACUGAGAUCACACAAAGAACUCGAGAUUACAGAGAGCGAUUGAUCAGCGUACUCAAGGCAAUCGGCGCGGAUCCACUUCCAUCACAAGCGAACUUCGUACUCGCAAAGUUCCAGAACGCUGAGCUCGUACAUGCACAACUUCUCAAACAAGGAUCCGAGAUCAACACUGGACUUGGAUUUCUUGACCACAUGCUUGAUGCACUCGCACGGCAUAGCGGGGUUGACAUUGCGAUACGCUGUCAGGGAGAUCUCGUCAUCGAUGACCACCACAGCAUUGAAGAUUGUGCGCUCGUUCUUGGAAAUGCCAUCGAUGAGGCGCUUGGUGAUCGCGUAGGAAUCACUCGUUUCGCAAGCACCUAUGCACCGCUGGAUGAAUCGUUGGCACGGGUUGUCCUGGAUCUCUCUGGUAGGCCGUAUGCGUAUGUCGAACUUGGAUUUGUGCGUGAGCUGAUUGGGCAGGUUGCAACAGAGAAUAUCACGCACUUCUUCCAAUCGCUCGCAGUUUCGAUGCGUGCGACAAUCCAUGUUGAUCUGAUCAGAGGUCAGAACGAUCACCACAAAGCGGAAGCUGCCUUCAAAGCAUUCGCGCUUGCUCUACGAGAAGCAACGCGAUUGACUCGAGGCCUGUCAGUCCCAUCCACAAAGGGGCAGAGUAUGUUGUGCUUCCGGGGGUUGGAAGUUUCGGAGCUGGGCGUCAAUGGCCUAGGCGUUAUCAAUGCGGAGAUUACUCGAUUCCCAAACUCCGUGAGAACACCACAACAUGGCUGGAAUCGAGUCUCGGACGGCUACGCGUACUUUUCGAAUACCUAUCGCCUGACCACUAUCCCUGACGGAUGGAACGGAGAAUUGAGCUUCCACGGCGAUUGGGGCAAGAACAUUCUUUCAGAAUGGCUCCAAUAUGAAAGCGCGGGCGCGGACGAGCUGGUGAUGCUCGAUGUCAGCGCCACGAUCGAAGGUGCCAGCACAGCAGUUGAUGUUGUGAGCGCUGUUCGAGAGCAGAUCUCCAUCCCACUGAGUGUUGGGGGCGGGAUUCGGGAUACCCAGCAUGCACUGAAUCUGCUAAAGGCGGGUGCAGAUAAAGUUGGAAUCAACAGCUCCGCAGUUCAAAAUCCAAGUCUGGUCACUGAGCUGGCUUCGGAAGUCGGUUCACAGUGCGUUGUAAUCUCAAUCGAUGCCGCAUCAAGAAUCGGAUCUGAAGGAUGGGAGGUUGUCACACACGCUGGUACAUUCCGAACAGGUAUCGAUGCCAUUGAAUGGGCUCAAUCUGCCGAAGUCAUAGGCGCUGGUGAGAUCCUACUCACGAGCUUCGACCAAGAUGGCACAAGAUCCGGAUACGACACGGCACUCUUACGCGAGAUCCGGAAGAUCACGAGCUUGCCCAUCAUCGCUUCCGGUGGCGCAGACGGUACGAAAGCCAUGAUUAUCCCAUCUAUAGACAUCCAAGACGGGCGAGCAGUACAGCUUAUUGGAGGAGACAAGAAAGCGAUCGACGCUGGAGAUCCAUGGCCCAUAGCUGAACGCUUUGCACGAGUCGGUGAAAUCGCGGUUAUUGAUCUCGAUGCCGCAAUGGGCACUGGUGAAAACUCAGCUCUAGUUGCGGAGCUGUGUGCUAAGUUUCCAUGCCGUGUUGGUGGCGGGAUCCGUGAUGCGAAGUCCGCGGUUCGUUGGCUGGACUCGGGAGCCCAGAGGGUGAUACUCGGUACGGCGGCAACCCCUGAAGUUCUCCGAGAGAUCCCGCGAGAACGCGUCAUUGCUGCAUUGGAUGCUCGCGAAGGGCGAGUGGUCAUCGAGGGAUGGAAAGUAACGACGGGUUAUUCGAUUGAAGAGCGCAUGAGAGAACUCAACGACUUCGUAUCUGGCUUUCUUGUGACCUUCGUCGAGCAUGAGGGACGCAUGCAAGGUAUACCGAUCGAGCGUGCCAGAGAACUCAGUAUGAUCGCGGGCGCAACGAGGCUCACUGCCGCUGGAGGUGUUCGCAACGCUGAAGAUAUCGCGGAACUCGAUGCGCUCGGAAUAGACUCACAAGUCGGGAUGGCGAUCUAUUCAGGCGCCAUGGAUCUCUCAGAGGGGAUCACCUCAUUACUCCGAUCUGAUCGGAGUGAUGGCCUCUGGCCGACCGUAGUCUGUGAUGUGCGAGGCCAGACUCUCGGAUUGGUGUACUCAAAUGCUGAGAGCGUUCGUGAAUCGGUUCGCACAGGCAAAGCCGUCUAUUUCUCUCGUUCCAGAAAUCAACUCUGGCGUAAGGGAGAAACUUCGGGAAACACACAAGAGUUGAUUCGGAUCCUCACAGAUUGUGAUCGUGAUGCGCUCAAGUUUGUGGUCAAACAAAGCGGUACAGGAUUUUGUCACACUGGAUCCCGCUCUUGCUUUGGUGAAGAAAGUGGACUCAGCAAGCUUGAAUCAACCAUUCGAACUCGAUCUAUAAAGGCCCCUCUUGAGUCAUACACGCGGCGGCUUCUCGAUGACCCAUCGCUACUGCGAUCAAAGUUGCUCGAAGAAGCGGAUGAACUCAUUAACGCUUCCAAUCCUGCGGAAGCUACCCAUGAAGCCGCAGACCUGCUGUUCUUUGCUCUUACUCGUGCUAUCCAGUGUGGAUCAUCUAUCGAAGAAAUCGAGCAAGAACUUGAUCGGCGAGCACUCAAAGUCACUCGCAGGCUAUCCAAACCCGUGUUCAGUCACGAAGUGGAAGUGCAGGCUCGCCGAAUUCUUGAUGAUGUACGGGAGGUCGGUAUCAAUGCGAUCCGUUCAUAUGCUGUUCAGUUUGGCGAACGGACUUCUGAUGAACCACUCGUUCUCACUCCAGUGCAGAUGCAAGAAGCGUACGAAUCAUUGGACUCCGAAGAUCGUGCCGUGUUGCACAGUGUCGCUGACAGGAUCAAACGAUUCGCCGACGCUCAGCGAGAUUCGAUCAAGCCACUCACGCUUGAUGUCCCUGGAGGCCAGGCGGGACACACUAUUGAACCUGUCCAUUCUGCGGGCUGCUAUGCGCCGGCUGGCCGAUACCCGCUUCCGAGCUCGGUGCUGAUGACUGCUAUCACUGCGCGUUCUGCAGGAUGCAGACGAGUUGUGGUCGCAUCACCAGGUGCAAACAUGACGAUGCUUGCAGCAGCACACAUCGCGGGAGCGGAUGAGUUCCUAUGUAUAGGAGGGGCUCAUGCGAUUGGCGCGAUGGCGUAUGGAUUCAAGGGCUUUGAUCGCUGUGAUGUCAUUGCGGGACCUGGAAAUGCUUGGGUAACCGCAGCAAAGAAGAUCGUUUCAGGCGAUGUCGGUAUAGAUAUGCUUGCUGGUCCAUCGGAGCUUCUUGUAAUAGCCGACGAAACUGCGGAUGCCGCUGUUGUCGCUGCUGACCUAUUGGCUCAAGCGGAGCACGACACUGAAGCUGUACCGAUGCUGACCACUUCAUCCCCAGAACUUGCAGACCAAGUUGAGUUUGAGCUCAAUAAACAACUGAAAUCGCUACAAACUGCAGUCACUGCGCGAGAAGCAUUGAACAAUGGAUUCAUUGUGUUAUGCGAGAACAUUGAUCAAGCCAUUGGGACAGCCAACACACUUGCCCCAGAGCAUCUGCAGAUCAAUGCCAUCAAUGCGGCGGGGAUCGCAGCACGCAUCCGAAACGCUGGUGCCAUCUUCAUUGGAGAAAAUACACCGGAGGUCAUCGGAGAUUAUGGGAUCGGACCCAAUCACACACUUCCUACUGGGGGGACUGCUCGAUUCCAAGCAGGACUGAGUGUCAUCAACUUCCUGAGGUUUCGGACAUGGAUCAAUAUUGAUGAGCCAAUUGAAGCAGCUGAGAUUUUUGAAGACACCAAACGCCUUGCAGAGAUGGAAGGCCUCAUCGGUCACAGGAACGCGGUGUUGGCACGCAACUGCACUAAGGCGUAG